AGACUAUAUAUAUGCUGACUCUCCAUUUCCCUCCAUUUCUCUCCAUUCCAUUCCCUCAUUCAACUUCAAUCUCAUCACUUUGACUCUCCCCUCCCUCUUUCACUCUCUGACUUGAGUAGCAUAUAGCAAAGCACAGACAUACAUCAAAUCCAACCAUCUACUUGAAUUAAUUUAAAACAUAUCCUAUCAAUUUUCAAUUGACAACCGCAUCGCUAUAAACCAUGGCGGCUAGGCCUACUACUUCUUCUGCUGCAACUGCCUCUGUGCCUUCCUCUGCCAUGGUCAACAUCGUGGUCUCAGUGGAGGGCGGCAAGACCCUCAGUGUGAGAACUGCGCCUACAACGGCCCUUCGACAUGUCCUGGAUGCUGUCUGCAGUCAACAGACCCUUGCAGAACGUGAGACCUAUGCACUGAAGAGCGGAGCAAUGAUCGUUGACCUCUCCCUGACAGUCCAGGACGCGAGAAUCACGUCCGGAUCAAAACUAAAUCUUGUUAAGGUCUACAGGAACCGAAAAGCAGCAACGAUCAAGGCAACCCUCCUGCUCGAAGACGGAAAUGGAGCGAUUCAAGACUUUGACUCCACGGCCACGCUCUGGGAUGCCUUGCUGGGGUUUGAACGAGCCUCCAAUUGGUCACUAAAUCUGACAAGACGCACAGGAACACAGCCCCUGUCGGCCAAGAACAUCCUCACCAUCCAUCGGCGACUCUCCAAAAAGGGAAGGGCCGCCGGAAAAGUUUACAUGCUGCCUGUCGUUACCAUACUCGAGCAAGAGUACAAUUCAAUCCAAGGUCUCAAAUCUAUAACGCUCGCACAAGCCGGGGCUGGAGCCCAAAGCCUCAUCCUCCGGGUCACCAUGCGCCAUACCAACCACUCUAUUGACCAAUACCUCCCAGAAAUCGAUCUUUCGCUCUCUGCAUCCCUCGCCUCCAUCCCCGCCUCAUCCUUGAACCCAUCUGCUCCUCCGCAAGGCCCGUCAUCUUCCUCUGAUCCCCGUCGCCUCCGCCGAUUACUAUCCCGCUCCGCCGCUGCUCCGACGCCUCCCACGUCGAGCCCUGGUCUCGGACUCACUCAUCUCGAAAACACACCUAUCACAGUCCCUUCGAUCGGUGGCAGACGGGGCUCUGUCCAGAACGAAUACCGAGAUGGCCAUCAUGGUGGCCCAUCCGGAGGGGCAAACAAUGACGGCAACGGUGCCGGUGCCGGUGCCGGUGCCGGCGGUGGAGAGGAACCACGUCAGACGCCCUCUCAGGAUAUCAGUUCUGCGAUGGUCGAGGCUACACAUGAGAUCCGACAGUUACGCGAGCAGCAAACUCAAGAGGCCAUGACAGAUCGCGUCAAGCGCCUGUCGAAAAGCUCGGAGAGCAAUGCAGAUAAAGACCGGUUCGUCCGCAGCAUGAGUUUUUAUCAGCCGAUGGCGCCCAUGCCUGGACAGGGGGUUGGAGGUGUUGAGGACACUGGGAUGGCUUCUAUUCCUCUCUCCCGCCUUUCUACUACUUCUCCAUCACAGUUGCAGUCUGAGCCGCAGGUAGUGCCCGAUUCGGUCAAUUCAAGGGACCGAGAUAAUCUGGUGCUACAGAUUGCGCAGAGGGUGAGCAUGCAGUUGAGGGAGGCCCAGCAGCGAGGGGACUCGGUUGCGGAUUAUCACUCGUUAAUUGCGCAGGAGAUCGUAAAGGAGCAGAAGGCGGGUGUAUUGCCGAUCUCUCCUGCGGACGGUCGCAAGAGAUCCGUCCAAGAGAUUGGUUCAGAGGGCCAUGCUCAACUGGUGGCGAGAACGUCCUCUUGAGGUCCCCCGCUAUGAAGCUGUUAUUUUUUUUUUGUUUUAUUUUGCUAUGGUAACAUAAUACAAUACAGUCGAAACUCGUUUUUAGGCCGGGGUUUCUAAUGCGAUAAAAACCUGUUCAGUUUGCAGAUUAAAGAGGUUAUCUGGCAUGAAUUUCUUCAGCUG
This is a messenger RNA of Gamsiella multidivaricata, 1946 nucleotides long. RefSeq lists its product as uncharacterized. The transcript has 5 exons. NCBI's taxonomy places the organism in Eukaryota, Fungi, Mortierellomycota, Mortierellomycetes, Mortierellales, Mortierellaceae. The record is from RefSeq and is a predicted model, not a curated record. The coding region runs from base 222 to 1784 and encodes 520 amino acids.